Messenger RNA from Helianthus annuus (common sunflower), 801 nucleotides. RefSeq lists its product as uncharacterized. The transcript has 3 exons. Lineage: Eukaryota; Viridiplantae; Streptophyta; Magnoliopsida; Asterales; Asteraceae. The record is from RefSeq and is a predicted model, not a curated record. Gene Ontology annotation, molecular function: zinc ion binding; nucleic acid binding. Bases 1 to 801 code for a protein of 266 amino acids.
AUGUCCCUGCCUGAGGGAAUUAAACAUACCAUCAAGCACUAUGGGACUUCUUAUGAUCUGUGGGAAGCUUUACGAAAACGCUAUCAGAAUUCAUCAAGACAGAGUGUAGGAGAUCGUGCAUUUGAUGAAGAAGUAGUUGCUGUGAAAGAAGAGAAGAAGAAAGCUCUUGAACAGAAGGUUGAGAAGAAGGCUGCAGAGGUUUCAAAGUGCAUGGAUGGUGUGAAUGAACGUACAACAGAGGUGAAGGUAACACCAGAACCUAAAACAAGCUUCAGCAUGCUUGAAUCAGAUGAGGUAAGCAGUCAUUCCAAUAUGAGGAGUGACGACACAAGGAUGAAUGUAACGGCUGCAGAAUUACAGACAAUGAUAGAUAAAGCUGUCACUCAAGCCAUUGACAGGUCCAUGGUGGACUUAUCCUUCUCUCUCACUUUAGAUGCAAUCAGGAAUAAGUCUGUUAAGACCUCUGGCGAGGGAAAAAGGAAAGGAAAAGAGGAAAUCUCUCAUCAAUCUAACAAGAAGAAGAAGGGAAGUUCUGAACACAGGAAAGAUUCCGAGUUUAGGAAGAACUCAAGUCAGUCUAAUAACAGACCCAAAUGUAGUAACUGCAGAAAGCAACAUUCUGGAAAAUGUACAAUUGACCCACGUGCUAAACUGUGUGGAAUUUGCAAGACUAAGGGUCACAAGACCUUAGAUUGCAAGGAGUUGAAGAACGCAACUUUUUACAACUGUAACGAGGAAGGGCACAUCAAAACCAACUGCCCAAAACUUAUAAAGAACCCUAGAGAGACCAAGAAAAUGUGA